This is a messenger RNA of Talpa occidentalis (Iberian mole), 5865 nucleotides long. It is a transcript of the gene RASSF2, whose product is annotated as Ras association domain family member 2. The record is from RefSeq and is a predicted model, not a curated record. NCBI's taxonomy places the organism in Eukaryota, Metazoa, Chordata, Mammalia, Eulipotyphla, Talpidae. The transcript is spliced from 12 exons. Gene Ontology annotation, biological process: regulation of non-canonical NF-kappaB signal transduction; signal transduction; positive regulation of protein kinase activity. Gene Ontology annotation, cellular component: cytoplasm; nucleus. The coding region runs from base 1179 to 2159 and encodes 326 amino acids.
UCCUUUGCAUCUGGGGCCCAGGGCUGGCUUCCUGGCUUCUGUAGGCGUGGUGCCCUGGUUUGCAGUUGCUCUUUCAUGAGCUCUGCGCCUGUCUACACUCAUCCUCUGAAGUGCCUGGAUGCUCUACACUGCCCGCUUCCCCCUUUGAAAUGUCAGUAAUGGGGAGGGGGGAGCUAAACGUACAACUCAGUUUGGUUUUAUAAAAUUUGAUUGCUUCCAUUCUUUUUUUCCCCAAAGAUUUAUUUAUUUAUGCAUACAAGAACUGGGGUACGGACCAGAGAUGUGGGGUGUGUGUGUGUGUGUGUGUGUGUGUGUAUGUGUGUGAGAGGAUUUACCAGAGGCAGAGUGGGGAACAGAACAGGCAGACUGACUGAAAUACACUGCUGAGGGGAGCUGCAGGCAAGACAGGAGAGGUCUGCUGCGCCAUGUGGGUUGCCUUCUGGCUGGCCGGGGAUCGAACUCAUGCUUCAGAGGCUGCGGAUUGCUUCAUGGUGAAGUGCUUAACCCCUUGCACCACCAGGGAGGCCCCCUGAUUACUUCCAUUCUUAAAAGGCUGCUUUGAGAUGCAUUUGGUGCUGUCCUCAGCCUACAAAGCUCUAUCCCUACCUGAUUUCCUGGUGUUCCUCGACUCUAGUUAUACACUGGCUCAACCUAUGGAGACUUUAAAAAAGCUCAUACCCGGGCCCCUCCCGGAGAGUCUGAUGUGAACAGUCCAGGUUGUAGCCUGGACAUUGGGAGUUUUAAACCACCCCUUCUGCGUCCCCGCACCCUAUCUAAUUCUGGGCUAAUCAGCGCCCAGAAUUAGAACUUCUGAGAUGUGAAUCUCAAGGCCAGCUGUUCCUCCUUCCCCCUUCAGUUUCAACCGAGGACUUGCCAAGGGCACACAGCUCUCUCCCUGCCGCAAUGCUUUCCUAGAGACCGGGAUGCCUGGUUCCUAUAAAUUGGCUUUAACCCUCCCACCGCACACUCUAUCCUGUGAGCUGAGGCCUGGCUUCUGGUGUACAACCAGGAGGACAUUUGGAAAACCAAAACGAAGAAACCACUAAAGCGGGUCAUUGUCUCACCCUGGACUUUCCUGCUAGGAGCUGACCAGCUUUCUGUUCUGCAUUUACUCUCCCACUGGCAACUUUCCAGUCGAUCGAUAAGGCCUCUUCUUCUAAUGAAAAGAGCAAGGAAGAAUGGACUACAGUCACCAAACUUCCCUAGUCCCAUGUGGACAAGAUAAGUACAUUUCCAAGAAUGAACUUCUUCUGCACCUGAAGACCUACAACUUGUACUAUGAAGGUCAGAAUUUGCAGCUUCGACACCGUGAGGAAGAGGACGAGCUCAUUGUGGAGGGGCUGCUGAAUAUCUCCUGGGGGCUGCGCCGGCCCAUUCGUCUGCAGAUGCAGGAUGACAACGAGCGCAUCCGCCCCCCACCAUCCUCCUCCUCCUGGCACUCCGGCUGCAACCUGGGGGCUCAAGGCACGAUCUUGAAGCCCCUCACCAUGCCCAACAUUCAGAUCUCAGAGGUGGACGCCCCACCUGAGGGUGAGGAGACAUCGAGCCCCACAGAUUCCAGGGGCCUGAAGCCUUUGCAGGAGGAUACCCCACAGCUGAUGCGCACACGUAGCGAUGUUGGGGUACGUCGUCGAGGCAAUGUGAGGACACCCAGUGACCAGCGGCGAAUCAGACGCCACCGCUUCUCCAUCAAUGGCCAUUUCUACAAUCACAAGACAUCCGUGUUCACACCGGCCUACGGCUCCAUCACCAAUGUCCGGAUCAACAGCACCAUGACCACCCCGCAGGUCCUGAAGCUGCUGCUCAACAAAUUUAAGAUUGAGAAUUCAGCGGAGGAGUUUGCUUUGUACGUGGUCCACACCAGCGGUGAGAAACAGAAGCUGAAGAACACUGACUACCCAUUGAUUGCCCGAAUCCUCCAGGGCCCCUGUGAGCAGGUCUCUAAAGUGUUCCUCAUGGAAAAGGACCAGGUGGAGGAAGUCACCUAUGAUGUGGCCCAGUAUAUAAAGUUCGAGAUGCCAGUCCUUAAAAGCUUCAUCCAGAAACUCCAAGAGGAAGAAGAUCGGGAAGUCAAGAAGCUGAUGCGCAAGUACACGGUGCUCCGGCUGAUGAUCCGGCAGAGGCUAGAGGAGAUAGCCGAGACCCCAGCAACAAUCUGAGCCAUGAAAGGGAGGGAUCCCGACUCUUCAGGGACCGCCUCUGACAUGGGAAGACCCAGUGGAAGCUGGACGCCUUCCGUCUAUGGAAACAUUUAAAUGCCAACCUCUGCGACUCCUGUCUGGCCACCGUGCUGCCUGGAGCAGGAUGGAGAUGUCAGCAGACAGGUCUCCUUUCUUGCACUUUUGUUAUAGGGAGAGCCCAAAAUAUAUGUGUGUGUGUAUGUGUGUGUCUGUGUGUGUGUGUGCACGCACGCAUGUGCACAAGGUACAUGUCCACAUGGUAAACUGAUAUUUUCACAUGCAAUUAAAUUCCAAGUAACCAGCACAAGUGCCAGAGGACCAGGGGGUGUGCUGCUUAGAGGAAUCACUGAUCUGAGGGGCUUUAGACUGAAGAAGAGUUUUCUCCCUUCAAGGGUCAGGGAGCAGCCACACCUAUUGACUCAAGUUUAGAAGGAGAAGUGGACUCAGCUAGCUCACUACUUGUGGUAUGCAGAUGCUAGUUUGAGCUUCUCCAAGCAGCCUCAGAAGAUGGGCCAGAGGAAUUUAAUAACAGUCCCAUGAUCUUGGGGCAGGUCUUGUGGAAGGAAAGAAAAACCAUCAGUGCAAUAAGCCCACAGUUUUUACACUGGAAACUUUGUGCUGAUUUGUGUGUCUGCCAGUAGAAUAUGGAUUCUUCCUGUCUUGUCCCAGGGCCACCUCUAUGGAGAGGAGCCCAGAACGUGAGUAUUCUCUCAGCCCACCCAACUGCCUACCCUGCCUCUGGCGCCUCCUUGAGUUGAAGGCAGGGUCUCAUGAAGCAGGCCUUGCUGGUUUGCACACGGUGCUGGCUGCCGGUGUGGCCAGUGCCUCGCCUUGUUCUGGGUGGUGGCCAGGAAGUUUCCCUCCUUAGAGAAAUGUAGAGAGAGAAAUGACAGGUGCUGUGAAUCCAGCUCAUUUCCCCACCAUCCAGGGGUCUGCCUGCUCUUGCUUCUGGACCAUGUGUAUGAAGUCAAGGCUUUAUUCUUCCCAACCUCAGGACUCUUGCAAGUUGCCCUCACCUUGUUUGUGAAGAUGGAGCCCAAGAAUGAGGCCUCGUCCUGCUACUGACCCAGUGUGGGGUUCAAGGAAGCUUUCAGGCUCCCCGGAGAGGGAGGAUGAAGCUGAGAGAACUCACUCCUUGGAGCAGACAGCUGAGUGGUCUUUAGAAAAGACCCAGCAGGGGAGGGGCCUGGGCCUGCCUCUGGUGGCCCUGCAGGAAGCUGUGCCUCUGAUGUACAUUGAAGAGAGCCUGACAGAGGCUGGGAGCGGGGUGCCUGACUCUGGACUGACCAAGCCAGGUCAGUGACACUUCAUAGGAGACGUCUCUGUUCUCUUUGGGGUACGGGUACACCCUGCCUCUUUUCUACCUCCUCUUCAAGGAAGGUUUGGAGAGCUGGUCAGUUGAGGUGAGACAACUGCAAGGCUAGUGGACCUUUGCAGUGGGUGGGGGGCACUGUUACUACUCAGACACCCCUCUACUCUACUUGCCCCUCCUCAGCCUCCAUGGUCUCUUCAGGUAACUCACAACUGCAGACACAUUGCCUUUCAAACAGAGGGAAUGCUGCCAUCUGGCAUUUUGCGGGGAUCUGUCAUCAUCCUACCUCUGUGGGGAUAGCAUCAACCCUUGGUCUUAAUCAAACACCUCACUGGGCUUCUUUAUCGUGCACAGAAGAAAAAAAAAAACAACAAAAUCGAGGGUGGGCACAGAGAGCUUCCUUUGUUAGGAUGGGAACCAGCAGUUUUGUGAAUGCAGUCGGACUUACAUCCUGGGUUUUAUAUUUGAGAAAAUGAAAACUUACCAACUAGUUAUUUUAAUUUCGAAAGUUCAGAGCCUUUGUUGGGAGUCUCCAGGGAUCAGGGAAGUUAGGAGAAUUUCCACAAAGCAAAUUACUAACCGCGGACUUUUUUUGGCUCACUAUUUUUGGUUUGUGAAAGUUUUUGAUAAUUUGCUCUAGCUUUGAUGGUGUUAAAUAUGGAGAUGUUGCAAAAUGUCCGCUGUGGCAAUGCCAGUUCACUCUCUAACAUCGUGAUACUAAGGUAGGACUGCAUUUUUAAAGAUGGGGUGAGUGUGAGAAGAAAGUGAACCGUACACAAUAGGGACCACUUCCUGCAGGUCACACUUUUCCAUGAGUGGCCUGUCCUGUGGAGAGAUCAUGUCCUGAUAACAUGACCAGGAAUUUUGGAAAGGGCCUUUGAAAAAGUAGCAGUUGAAACGAGACACCGCGGCCCUGUGGAGCGGGGCUUUCUCACUGGUAUCGCAUGGCCUGGCAGCUUGGAACUCCUUGACUGAUUUGUGUGGGUUUAUGUAAUUAAGUGCAAUGACCUUGAAAUUGUGUGAAGAACAAAAGGCCAGUUUAUGGUUUUUCCCCCUAACUUGUGAAAAGCAGUGUAGCCACAUCUGGCUUUCUUUUUCCAGUGGCUUAUGUUACAAGGUGAUCAAAUGAAGGAAAAACCUGACUCCAUCUGACAGGAAGGGGGUCUGUUCCCCCAGGUGAUGGUGGCAUUAAGCACAAGGUCACAUGCUCUGUGAUCACAGCGGGAUGGUGAUGGGUUAAGUGCUUGAGGUCCGGGAGGUUACCAUGGGGAAAAAAUGAAAAGCACAAAUAACAACCUUGCCUGUGCCAGGUGGGAGGUAUGCAGGUUUGUCUGAGGGUUGGAAAGGUUUUAACUGAGCUCCAGUUGAGGCAGGAGAACCUCAGAUAAGCUGCCCAUAUGCAUGAAAUACUGGGACCUGAGGUGGAGCUUGGGUGCUGAAACUUCAAGGAGAAAUAUUUUCACUCUUCUUUCCUCCUUACCAUACUUUGUUCUAGACAUCUCCAGAUACAGACAUUUCUCCAUCGGUGUAGAUAAAGCUUCGGCAUAUAAUGACAAAAGAAAAAUGUUGUUUUCCUGAGGUAGAAACUUCUGGGCAGGAAUUCAUUUCUGCAGCUUAUGUGGUGAUUUCAGAUUAUCAGGGUGGAAUGCACCACAGAAGGGUAAGAAACUCUCAAGAAGAAAAUUACUUCAAAGCUCUGUAGCACAGAGGACACAGCGUCAUAGAAACAUCUCCAAGAGAAAAAUGUAUAUGAGCAAAGGAUUUUCAGGGGUUCAAAGCGACCCAGCCAUGACAUGGGGGCUGAGAUGGGAGACAAAGGAGAUUCCUUCAGCACUCGUGAUGCAGCAGCACUUAAAUUAUUUUACACAAAAUCUUGCUUGAGGCAGAUGAAAUGAGAAAUAAUCUCCUGGAGUGGUGAAAAUAAAAACCAAUGUGCACCCCAUCCUCCAGAUGUAAUUGAAAGUGUUUACCUAGUCACCUGUGCACCCCGUGUUUUAACCAAGCACAAAACACCAACAAGCUGUGAAGGGAAAGCCUCAGUUUACUGUUAGUGUCUUCCUGACAGAUGCGUUUUCUAGGCAGAUGGUUUGCGGUGUGUUACCGCUAGUGUGUCUUAAGGGUAUGUCCACUUCUUUAAGUUUUGUGAAAUACUCUUUUCUUACUCAUAACUUGCCUUUCAGCAAUGGUACAUGACCAGGUUCAAUGUUUGGUUUUGAACUUUAAACUGAUGUGUUUUGGUAUCUUAAUAUAAUUUGACAAGGCUUCAGUAGGGAGCCUAGGGAUUCUGUAACAUUUUGAUAUGUGUAAAUGCACCUGACUUAGAACUUGUGAAAUAAAGCACUUUUCAAAGAAAAUUUCUUGGUGGCUGGAUCU